AAAAUGAAAUACCUCAACCUGAUCAGUAUUACCACUUUGGUGUUGACAGUAUGUUGUUUUAUUUGGCAGAUUGAUGCUCAUGGCAUGAUGUUGAGUCCAGUGGGUCGAUCUUCCCGUUGGCGUUACGAUUCCACGGCGCCCAAAAACUUCGAUGACAGUGGACUCUACUGCGGUGGCUUUUGGAAACAAACUGAAAACGAUGGUCAAUGUGGUCUGUGUGGUGAUGAUUAUAGUCUAAGCCAACCGAGACCUAACGAGCUCGGUGGCACUUACGGCAAGGGUGUUAUAGUCAAGACCUAUAUUGGGGUUAGAUCGAUUGAGGUCAAUGUGCUCAUUACUGCCAAUCAUCUGGGAUACUUCACAUUCGACCUAUGCAACUUGGAUGAAGCUGGCACUGAGUCGGAGGAAUGCUUCAAUAAGUAUCCUCUCAAUUUUAUCGAUGGCAACAGAAAGCUCCAUAUUGGCACCCUCACGGGCAGCACAAAUCAGACCUUGGAACUGCCCAGCGGCAUCACCUGCAAGCAUUGCGUUCUUCGUUGGACAUACACGGCUGGCAAUAACUGGGGCGUCUGCGAGGAUGGCUCUGGUGCCAUGGGCUGUGGUGCCCAAGAGAACUUUAAGAAUUGCGCUGACGUGAGCAUUUUGGACUCCGCCCGUGACAUUAUUGAAGAUUCCCUAAAGGCAGAGGUGCCUGUAGUUGUGCCUGUACCCGAUGAACCUGUCGUAUAGACGCUAAUGUUUAUUAACUUUAGGCGAACAAAUUUAGAAAGGAACUGAAAGUAUUAAAAACAUUUCUGUUUUAUGAA
Drosophila innubila is the source of this 806-nucleotide messenger RNA. RefSeq lists its product as uncharacterized. Lineage: Eukaryota; Metazoa; Arthropoda; Insecta; Diptera; Drosophilidae. Bases 4 to 729 code for a protein of 241 amino acids. The transcript is spliced from 3 exons. The record is from RefSeq and is a predicted model, not a curated record.